AUGGCGCUCGGCGGCGCGGCGGCGCCACUCCGGAACGCCAAGAGCCACGCCGCUACAGCGGCCGCAUCACGGCAUUCGUCGUCCUCUCGUGCGUCGCCGCCGGCAUGGCCGGCGUCAUCUUCGGCUACGACAUCGGAGUCUCUGCGGUUCUUCCCGGAGGUGUACAGGCGGAUGAAGGGGGGCGGCGAGCGCGUCAGCAACUACUGCCGCUUCGACAGCCAGCUGCUCACCGCCUUCACCUCCUCGCUCUACGUCGCCGGCCUCGUCUCCACGUUCUUCGCCUCGUCGGUCACCGCACGGUGCGGCCGCCGCCCCUCCAUGAUCGUGGCCGGCGUCGCCAUUAUCGCCGGCGCCGCGAUCGGCGGAUCGGCCGUGCAUAUUUCCAUGUUGAUCCUCGGCCGCGUCCUGCUCGGCGUGGGCCUCGGCUUUGGCAAUCAGGCGGUUCCUCUCUACCUGUCGGAGAUGGCGCCGCCGUUGCGUCGAGGUGCGUUCAGCAACGGGUUCCAGCUCUGCGUUGGCCUCGGUUCCCUGGCCGCGCAGCUGGUCAACCUCGGCACGGAGAAGAUCAAGGGUGGGUGGGGCUGGAGAGUGUCGCUCGCCGUCGCGGCCGUCCCGGCCGUGUUCCUCGCCGUCGGCGCGGUCUUCCUCCCCGAGACGCCCAACAGCCUCGUCCAGCAAGGCAAGGACAGAGACGAAGUGCGAGACUUACUGAGGAAGAUCCGGGGCGGCGGCACGGACAGCAAAUGGGUUGAGGACGAGGUGGACGACAUGGUCGCGGCGGCCAGGUCAUCGUCGUCCAAGGUCACGGCGUGGCGAGGUCUUAAGAUGAUGGUCUCCAAACGGAGGUACCGGCCACAGCUGGUGAUGGCCGUGAUGAUACCCUUCUUCCAGCAGGUGACGGGGAUCAACGCCAUCGCGUUCUACGCGCCGGUGCUGCUGCGCACGGUCGGCAUGGGCGAGAGCGCGGCGCUGCUGGCGGUGGUCGCCAAGCAGACUGUCGGGGUCGGCGCGACGCUGGCGUCGAUGUUCGCCGUGGACCGGUUCGGCCGGCGGACGCUGUUCCUGGCCGGCGGCUCGCAGAUGCUGGUGUCGCAGGUCCUGAUCGGAGGCAUCAUGGCGUCCCAGCUCGGUGACGACGGUGAAGUAAGCAAGGCGUGCGCAGUGGCGCUCAUCACCCUCAUCGCCGUGUACCAGGCCGGGUUCGGGUGGUCGUGGGGCCCGCUGGGGUGGCUGGUGCCCAGCGAGAUCUUCCCGCUGGAGGUGAGGUCGGCCGGGCAGAGCAUCGCGGUGGCGGUGAACUUUCUGCUCACGACGGCCGUGGCACAGUCGUUCCUGGCCAUGCUGUGCCAUAUGAAGGCCGGCAUCUUCUUCUUCUUCGCGGCGUGGUUGGUGACUAUGACCGUCUUCGUUUACCUCUUCCUGCCGGAGACCAAGGGCCUGCCAAUCGAGCAGGUCGAGAGGCUGUGGGCGCACCACUGGUUCUGGAAGAGGUUCGUUGAUAGAGAGUAG
Molecule: messenger RNA, 1509 nt
Organism: Miscanthus lutarioriparius
Lineage: Eukaryota; Viridiplantae; Streptophyta; Magnoliopsida; Poales; Poaceae
Source: the annotation of a GenBank genome assembly